This is a messenger RNA of Vigna radiata var. radiata (mung bean), 2413 nucleotides long. RefSeq names its product mitochondrial metalloendopeptidase OMA1. The coding region runs from base 968 to 2239 and encodes 423 amino acids. Lineage: Eukaryota; Viridiplantae; Streptophyta; Magnoliopsida; Fabales; Fabaceae. Gene Ontology annotation, molecular function: metalloendopeptidase activity. The record is from RefSeq and is a predicted model, not a curated record. The transcript has 3 exons. Gene Ontology annotation, cellular component: membrane.
UUAUGAUGCUAUGAAUUAAAAAACAAUAAAUAUAGUAAGAAAAAGUUAACGUAUGGUAAGGUGGUAGUGAAGUGAAGAGAAGAUCAAUUUCCCAAUUCAAUCCAUCGCUGCUACCUUCCACUCACCGCUGCUCAUCAACACCGUACUUCUCUGCCCAUUGCACUUUCUUCAUUCUUAAUCGAUAAUCGUCUUCAAACUUUACCUAUUUUUUUCUUCUUUAACCUCAUUUUCUUGACUUUUUAACAAGUUGGGGCUAUUUUUUAUGUUAGACCCUGCACAAAAUGAAUCAACUUUUGGUUUCUUGGAAGAAAACGUUAAUAAAUAAGUUUCUACCGUUCGAUUUGGGUAUACUAUUCUCAUGGUUUUAAAUUGCGGUUUUGGUCUUGCUGGAUUCUUGAUCUUGCGGGAAGAUUGUGGAUGAUGGACCUGGGAUUGUGAACCACAGUUUAAAACCAUGAAUAAAAAAAUGUUGCUAAUUUGUCGAAUCUUUGGUCCUUUACUUGUGGUAACUCAAUUGCUGUGUAAGACUAGAGCAAAAAGACAGCAGCUUUCUAACUGUGUUAUAACUUAUUGUAAUUAGAGGAUGAUUUAUCAUUAGAGCACUGUUUUUCCAAAAUAUUGUAAUUGGUUAGAAAUUUAGAGGAAUGGUGUAAGUUGAGUUGUUUUUUUAUCGACUUGGAGUAAUUCAAGAUUCUAGGUAGUGUGUUACCAUGGAGCUCUUCAAAUGUAGUGUAGUUUUGCUUCCAUGGUCGUAGUUCCGAAACACUAGACAGGCCACGUGUGUUUCAGUAUUCUCUUUUUAGAUUCUUUGAUAUCUUAAAAGUGCCGUGUACUCAGGUAUUUUUGAACUUUUUAUGUUUUGCCACUCUCAUUCAUGUUCAGCAUAGACCUUGAAUUUUGAAUUUCUCUAAAACUUCAAAUCUCCCUCACCCCUUUUUCUGGUUUAGAUUUGGUUCUUUUCUAAAUCAUGGGGUACCACAGAAGGGGAGCUCUUGAUCACCUUGGCAUCUUGGCUUCGAGAUUUAUGCCUCAAAAUCCAACUUUUCGGCAUAGUUUUAGGAGUUGCAAAUCUUGGUAUUUAGAUUCAGGUUCAAAAGGGGCUAUCUUUAAUGGGUUCUCUUCAUGGUGUUCGAUUUCUCAGAGACUGGGGGCACAAGGUGUUGUUGGAGUUAAUGGUAACUUUCACAAUCUCUUUCCUUUGGGGGCUAAGAGAUUUUACUGUAUUGAUCCAUAUAACGUGCAACAUUUCAAGCCAAGGGGACUUAGGCAUUGGUUUAAGAAUAUUAGGCAUGUUUGUGUUGUGAUGGUUGGUUCAGGGGUUUUAAUCACUGUCUAUUUUGGGAACUUGGAAACGGUUCCUUGUACCAACCGAACCCAUUUGAUUCUGUUGUCAAAAGCUUUUGAGAGGAGGCUUGGGGAAAAUGAGUUUGAACAAAUUAAAGUCACUUUUAAGGGGAAGAUAUUGCCUCCAAUAAAUCCUCAAAGUGUGAGGGUGACAAUGAUAGCUAGGGAAAUAGUUGGUGCAUUACAGAGAGGGUUGAGGAAGGAUAAUGCAUCAGAGCAUACUAUGCUGGUUGAAGGAGAUGGAAGGGAGACAUUGAGUGCAUUGGUUCACCAGGGGGAUAAGAUUCUUGAUGAGAAAAAAUGCUGGAAAUAUGAUCAGCAAAGACGGUCAAAAGCUACCACCUCACAUUUGGAUGGAUUGAAUUGGGAAAUUUUGAUCGUAAAUGAGCCUGUUGUUAAUGCCCUCUGCUUACCUGGUGGGAAGAUAGUUUUGUUCUCUGGUUUGUUUGAGCAUUUUCAAAGUGAUGCAGAGAUAGCAACUAUUAUUGGGCACGAGGUUGGGCAUGCUGUUGCAAGACACACUGCAGAGGGUAUUACAAAGAAGCUGUCGUUUGGUAUUCUACAAUUAAUACUUUAUCAGCUUCUCAUACCUGAUAUUGUCAACAUAGUGUCAUCCGUUUUCUUCCACCUACCUUUCUCCAGGCGGAUGGAAAUAGAAGCUGAUUACAUUGGGUUGCUGCUAAUUGCAUCAGCAGGCUAUGAUCCCCGGGUGGCACCUGGAGUGUAUGAAAAGUUGGGGAAUAUUGCUGGUGAUUCUACGCGUAUAGAUUAUCUCUCUACCCACCCUUCUGGUAUACAAAGAGCAGAAUUGUUGGCACAAGCUAAGAUAAUGGAAGAAGCAUUUAGCAUAUAUAGAGAUGUAAGAGAAGGACAUAGAGUUGAAGCUUUUCUUUAGGACUACACAACCAACACUUGUGCCUGCAUCUGUUUGUUAGAAUACUGCUUUUUUCCUUGUGCCACUGUAGAAAUAUAACGUUUUGCUCCUAUGUCCAUCAAAUUUCCAAAGAUUUGUAAAUAGUGUGUGGCUAAAUAUCUAUUAUUGUAUUAUAAUUUAGAAAAAGGUUCUCAA